AUGGCGAACGCAGUCACCUUGCCUGUUGGCAAUUUUGACGUGGAUGGCAGCGGUAUCGCAAGAUACUCUUUCCCCGUCAAUACGCCCAAGGGUAUCACACCUGGCAGCACUCCCCAGAUCUCACUCGAGUAUUGUCAAGGUGCUCCGAAUGGUAUCCUAGGUACAGGUUGGUCUCUUGGGGGAUUGUCGACAAUUCGCCGCCAAGCCGCCCGCCUGGCCUUGAACAGUCUCAAUGCGCAACAAGACUAUGAUCGUACGGUACCCCGGCUGGCUCUGGACGGCACUGAACUGUUGUUGAUUCAAGGGGAUAACUACAAUUCUUCCAAUGCCGUCUAUAAAACAGAAAUCGACAGCCACGGGGAGACGGUUUAUACGACAUCAUCUGGUUACACUGCUCGAGACACUCUCGGCGCGCGUCGAGAAUAUGAAGCGAUUCUCUCCUCAGAACCCACUGGCCAGGCUUCUGAAUGGCGCAUACGGAGGCAAAUUGAUCGAUAUGGAAAUUUCGUUCAAUUCAAUUAUGAUAGUCUCGCGGGUGACAAUUCCUCCUAUCUUACCAGCAUCGUCUACACAUCCAAUGAAAAGACUGGUCUGGCUGGUACCCGAUUGAUUCUAUUGGAAUAUACUCCAAGGGAUGAUCUCGUCGUGCACACAUCUUAUGGAGACAAAAUUACCUCCGCCCAUCGCUUAGCACGUAUUCACGUUGCGGUCGGGACCCUGGAGAAAUUUGUGGCAACACGUGUCUAUGAAAUGGAAUACACCUGCUCGCCGAGCUCUGGAUCUUCUUUGUUGCGAUCAGUCACCGAAGUCGCAGGCUCAGGAACGCGCUUGAUUCCAACAAUUUUCAAAUAUACUGCCGCUUCUGAGCAGCAAGAGAGCUUCUCCGGCCUGGACGAGGAAUCCCAAACCUUGACCCAAACCUCUGACAAUGUCGCACUUCUUACUUUGAACGUUAGUGGGCGAUCUCUCGGGGACCUGGGAUGUGUUCGAUACGACUCCAGAGCGGGGAACUUUAGCAUCAAGACAUACCUGGCGCAGCCUCGCAGAGGAUCGCAGAAAGAUCAUCCUCCUGCCAUCGAGUGGUCUCCAUCGCAGGGACCUGGUGCGGAAGCUGCUCUGCCGUCCACCGCCAUGGGCAAAUCCACGCCAAAUUUCUUGUCCGGCGAUUUGAACGGAGACGGACUCACUGAUAUGAUUAUCCCUUUUGAAGACACGAAUGGCAAUCUUUGCUUCUCCAUAUCUCGCUCGACAGGUAGUGGCUACGAGGACUACAUACUGAAGCCAACGGGCUGCAGCUGGACUCCUGACUCUCGUUUUCUAUCGCUAGAUCUGACCGGUAAUGGCUGCACGGAUAUUCUGCAAAUCUAUCCGUAUGCUGGAAAGCUGCAUUUCCGGCUGUUCUCUGCGAUUAAUGAAAGGGGGACAGACAACUCUCGCAAACCCUAUCGAGACAAGCACUACAUUUGA
This is a messenger RNA of Penicillium cinerascens, 1467 nucleotides long. RefSeq lists its product as uncharacterized. Gene Ontology annotation, cellular component: cytoplasm. The record is from RefSeq and is a predicted model, not a curated record. Lineage: Eukaryota; Fungi; Ascomycota; Eurotiomycetes; Eurotiales; Aspergillaceae. The transcript has a single exon. Bases 1 to 1467 code for a protein of 488 amino acids.